This is a messenger RNA of Cyphomyrmex costatus, 753 nucleotides long. Its product is annotated as VID27-like protein. Bases 1 to 753 code for a protein of 250 amino acids. NCBI's taxonomy places the organism in Eukaryota, Metazoa, Arthropoda, Insecta, Hymenoptera, Formicidae. The record is from RefSeq and is a predicted model, not a curated record. The transcript has 4 exons.
AUGAUCGAUGAUGAUAAGACUCAGGCUAUGUUUAUGUCCGCUCUUUUAUCCAUACUUUUAAUUCUAUCGGGUAUUCGUACUGUUGGCGACGGUUUCAAUUAUUGGGACUUUCCUAGAUCGCCCGCUUCGGACGUAAUUAUGAAAGAUAUCCACGGAUGCGCAUUACAUAUAGAGCCCCUUUUUUACGGGGGUUUCAUUCAGCCACCGCAACGGCGUCUCCUCGAACAUCCGCGCAGGGCCAAGCAAGUAUAUCGCAGCUAUGAUUAUAACGUCGCACGAGGACACCGCCAGCCUCGAAAUAAGCUCGACGAGGGCAGACUUUAUCGUUCAUCAGCGAAGAAUGACGAAGAUGAGAACAAGGAAGAAGAGGAAGAGGAGGAAGAAAAUCAGAACGGUGAGGAGGAUAAGCUCAAUGACGAGGACAUUGACGAAGAGACCGCGGAACAGGAUGAGGAAGAAACGGUCGCGGUCGCCGAUAGAAAUCGAGUUGCGAGAUCCGGUUACGUGCCAUUCAGGGGUGAGGCUGAUGAACGUGAAAGACAAGAUAUGAGGAUCAAAUCGACUACUGAGGAGUGCGAGGAAGAAUCAACGGAACCGUCGCAAUAUUACGAAUACGAGACCGAGUUUCCAGUUUCCAAUCUUAAUGGUUUCACUGUCUCCUUUUUAAGUAACGGAAACAUUACAGCCAACAGUCAUACUCCAAUCUUUUACGAAAUGGCAUCAACUAAGAAGUAUGAUUUUGUGGAUGUGUGA